AUGCAAAAUCUUCAGAAGUACCUGGCUUCCGAGUUUGAGAUGAAGUCAUUGGGUGAUUUGAAGUACUUUCUUGGGAUUAAAGUUUCCAGAUCUAAACAUGGUAUCUUUAUCUCUCAAAGAAAAUAUAUUUUGGAUUUACUUGCAGAGACUGGAAUGUUGGAUUGUAUACCAAUUGAUACCCCUAGUGAACAGAAUCAUAAGUUCGGGUUGUAUCCUGAUCAAGUCCCUACAGAUAAAGAAUGUUAUCAACGACUUAUGGGGAAAUUGAUUUAUUUAGCUCAUACACAUCCUGAUAUUGCAUAUGCAGUGAGUGUAGUGAAUCAGUUCAUGCAUUCUCCUAGUGAAGAUCAUAUGGGUGUUGUGAUGAGUAUUUUGAGGUAUCUGAAAGUAACUCCUGGCAAAGGGUUAAUGUUUUCCAAGUAUAGUCAUAUAGAUGUGGAAGGGUACAUGAAUGCUGAUUGGGCUGGUUCAGUCAUUGAUAGAUGUUCUACGUCUGGGUAUUUCACAUUUGUUGGUAGUAAUCUGGUUACUUGGAGGAGUAAAAAGCAAAAAGUGGUGUCUCGGUCUAAUAAUGAAGCGGAGUAUCGUGGGAUGGCUCAAGGUGUGUGCGAGUUACUAUGGUUGAGGAGAUUGUUGAGAGAUCUUAGGUUUGCACCCCAGAAACCCAUGGAUUUGUAUUGUAAUAACAAAGCUGCAAUUGCGAUUGCUCAUAACCCUGUGCAACAUGAUCUUACAAAGCACGUGGGGUUUAUUUUUUGGUCUAAAUUUUGCUAUUACAAAAAGAAUAAUGGAUAUUGUUGUUGA
Prunus dulcis (almond) is the source of this 804-nucleotide messenger RNA. RefSeq lists its product as uncharacterized. NCBI's taxonomy places the organism in Eukaryota, Viridiplantae, Streptophyta, Magnoliopsida, Rosales, Rosaceae. The record is from RefSeq and is a predicted model, not a curated record. The coding region runs from base 1 to 804 and encodes 267 amino acids. The transcript has a single exon.